Scomber scombrus (Atlantic mackerel) is the source of this 7415-nucleotide messenger RNA. It is a transcript of the gene cblb, whose product is annotated as Cbl proto-oncogene B, E3 ubiquitin protein ligase. The record is from RefSeq and is a predicted model, not a curated record. Gene Ontology annotation, biological process: cell surface receptor signaling pathway; negative regulation of epidermal growth factor-activated receptor activity. Gene Ontology annotation, molecular function: receptor tyrosine kinase binding; ubiquitin protein ligase activity; SH3 domain binding. The transcript has 19 exons. Gene Ontology annotation, cellular component: plasma membrane; membrane raft. The coding region runs from base 437 to 3385 and encodes 982 amino acids. NCBI's taxonomy places the organism in Eukaryota, Metazoa, Chordata, Actinopteri, Scombriformes, Scombridae.
UAACGAUUAAAACAUUUACAUGAACGAUUAAAUUUGAUAGAAACAGCGCGACUGUAUAAUUAAUAUUAGACUGUGUAUCACUAAUUGUGUGCCUGAAUCGAAGCUUUAUUUUGAAAUGCGUAGGUUGACGUGACAGAUUUUCUUUUUUUUAACAGUAGCUAACUUUACUCAGAUGUCUCCGUACAAAACAUAGUGUACAGACCUCCCAGCUUCGCGUUUAUCCAACUCCUCCGACAGCUAGUGGGGAACAGCUUUUAUACGACGACUUUAAAUAUGGAGGAUUUAUCGUGAAGCAACAGGAUUACACACGCUGGACACUUUUCCUGACACUCUUUUCCUCUGGACACUUGGACACUCCUUGUUUUUUGUGCGCUGGAUGUGGACUGAGUUGAGCAGGGAUCCCAGCAGACAUUCCCUGGUGGUUUGUGUAUAGGAAAUGGCAACUGCUCUCAGUGGCCGAAACCCUGGCGGACGUGGACCAAACCGAAGUAAAGGUCGGAUUUUAGGCUUCAUUGAUGCCAUCCAUGAUGCAGUGGGACCGCCGAAACAAGCUGCUGCUGACCGGAGGACUGUGGAGAAAACCUGGAAGCUCAUGGAUAAAGUUGUCCGCCUCUGCCAAAAUCCCAGACUCCAGCUGAAAAACAGUCCCCCGUACAUCCUGGAUAUCUUACCUGAUGCCUACCAGCACCUGCGGCUUAUACUGGGCAAAUACGAAGAGAACCAGAGACUCACACAGCUCAGUGAAAAUGACUUCUUUAAAAUCUACAUUGACAGCCUUAUGAAGAAAUCCAAACGAGCCAUCCGGCUCUUCAAAGAGGGAAAGGAGAGGAUGUAUGAGGAGCAGUCACAGGACAGGAGGAACCUGACCAAGCUGUCUCUGAUCUUUAGCCACAUGCUGGCUGAAAUCAAAGCCGUUUUCCCUGGAGGACAGUUCCAGGGAGACACGUUCAGGAUCACCAAAGCUGACGCCGCCGACUUCUGGAGGAGAUUUUUUGGAGAAAAGACAAUAGUGCCAUGGAAAGUGUUCCGACAGUGCCUUCACGAAGUGCAUCCCAUCAGCUCGGGUCUGGAGGCCAUGGCCCUCAAAUCCACCAUCGACCUCACCUGCAAUGAUUACAUUUCCGUUUUUGAGUUUGACAUCUUCACACGCCUCUUCCAGCCAUGGGGAUCAAUUCUGAGGAACUGGAAUUUCCUGGCGGUCACACACCCUGGCUACAUGGCUUUCCUUACCUAUGAUGAAGUCAAAGCACGACUGCACAAAUACAUCAACAAGCCUGGCAGUUACAUCUUCAGACUGAGUUGUACGAGGCUGGGCCAGUGGGCCAUCGGCUAUGUGACCAAUGAUGCCAACAUACUGCAGACCAUCCCCCACAACAAGCCGCUGUUCCAGGCCCUCAUCGAUGGCUACAGGGAGGGCUUCUACUUGUUUCCUGAUGGUCGCAGCUACAAUCCUGACCUCUCUGGUUUAUGUGAGCCGACACCUCAUGAUCACAUCAAAGUGACACAAGAGCAGUAUGAGCUGUACUGUGAAAUGGGCUCCACCUUCCAGCUCUGUAAGAUCUGCGCUGAGAACGACAAAGACGUCAAGAUCGAACCCUGCGGUCACCUCAUGUGUACUUCCUGUCUCUCUGCCUGGCAGGAGUCGGAUGGCCAGGGUUGUCCGUUCUGUCGUUGUGAGAUCAAAGGCACAGAGCCCAUCAUUGUGGAUCCCUUUGACCCAAGAAAUGAGGGCAACAAGUGCUUCUUCCUGGACCAGCACAGCUGCCCCAUGCUGGAGCUGGACGAUGAGGAAGAUAAAGAGGACUGCCUGGUCAUGAAUGGACUGGCCAACAUCAGGAAGCACUGUACCGAGCGGCAGAACUCGCCCAUGGUGUCUCCCAGCUCCUCCCCAGUCAGCCAACACAGAAAAGCCCACAUAGGAGACCCCGGCCACUGUGGCCAGCACCUCGGCCUUCCCCCAGUCCCACCACGACUGGACCUCAUCCAGAAGGGCGCCAUCCGCUCCCCAUCUGCCAGUCCCACCGGCUCCCCAAAGUCUUCACCAGGCAUGUCCAGGAAGCAGGACAAGCCUCUCCCAGCCCCACCUCCUCCGCAGAGGGACCCACCACCACCACCUCCCCCUGAGCGUCCUCCCCCUAUCCCCCCAGAGUCACGCCACUCUUGGCUCCCCAGUCCCUCUUCCUUGUCCUCUUCCAUCUCAUCAUCUACCAGCGCUCUGUCAGACUCCCAGAUGCACCCUGAGACACGGUGUCCCAAAGACGGCCACUUAUCAGAUGCCCACAGGACUGACGCUGAACACUCGCUCCAGCUGGGACUACCUGGCCCCUCCCACCUGAACGGAAGACCUCUUAGUUGUCCUUCUGCCGGAUUUGGACGGUUACAUCACAGAAUGGAGGGGGCAGGAAACUCAGAGAGCUCUAAGCCCUUCUCUAAUGGCGUGCAAGUCAGCGAUGAGUAUGACAUCCUUCCCUCACGGCAAUCGCCAACGCAGUCCAUCCAUGCCAACAGCCACAAAUCCUCCAACCCGUUCAGCAGCCCUCUGGUAGAGCGGCAGCGGGCAGUGAUGGACAGGGUGGAGGACGACUAUCAGAUCCCUUCCUCCACACUCUGUCUGAGUCAGGCUCCCAUCUGCAUCUCUGUACCCAGCAGGCACUUGGAGAAUGGCUCCCCAGAGCCCUCCGUCGAGGAAAAGAAGUCCAGUGAGCCUGGUGGCCACUCAGAGUCGGUCAGGACGUUGGUCUCAGGGGCGGCUCAUUCUGCUCUCUGCCCCUUUACCACCAACAAGACACCCUCGGACUAUGAUAUUCUGUUGCCCCCCCAAGUAUUAGAAGACCCCUUCAACUGCCGCCCUCCUUCCCAGCCUCCUCCUCCUCCUCCACCGGCGCGGCACAGCCUCACCGACCUCUCCUCCUCUUCAUCGUCCUCAUCCUGCAGCUCCUCCACGUCGGCCUCUUCUAUCAUCGCUCGACCACACAGGCCCUCCUCUGGACAUGAGCACUCGCUGUUAACCCCCGACGCGGUGUUUGACAUGCUGAACAGUGCUGCUCCUCUGCCUCCAGUCAGACGUCACAUAGAACAAGUGAAAGGCUCCAGAGGCUGCCUGGAGUACGACCAUUUACCAGCCAGUCAAGUAUUGAUGGACGGUUUGCAGGCCCCUGCCAGGCCGCCCAAGCCACUGCCCAGGAAGAUCCCUCCAGACAUUCAGCCAGGCAAACCCCACAGCCUGGAGUCAGAGACUGUGGACGCCAAGAUCGCCAAGCUGAUGGGGGAGGGUUACUCCUUCGAGGACGUGAAACGGGCGCUGAUGAUCGCCCAGUACAAAGUUGACGUGGCCCGAAAAAUUCUGCGAGAGUUUGCCUUGGUGGCCCCAAGACUGAACCACUAGACAGUAGAAGGGGAGCAUAACAGUGAAGCUGUGCCUCUGAACGGACUGACUAAAAAAGGGCUUCUUCAGUCUGCUUGACUAUAAGACAGAAACAAACAAACAUUUUUUCAAGAGAGACUUUUUUGCCUUUUGUUGCCGAACAGAGAUGACAACGCACAACAAAGUGGCUCUAACCAAAUCAUGGCAGAACACAGAGAAUCAAUAAAGGGAGAGAAAAAAAUGUCUGUGAAUGAUUUAAACCUGUGAAAAAAAAAAGAGAAAAGAACCGGGCUUGUUGGUGUUUACAGUGAGCUUUGCUGGUUUUCAAAUGCUCGGACGGACCCUUCGUCUCGGGGCUCGGGCUUUCCUGUUGUAAAGCCUCGAUCCUGCUACUGCUGCUACUGUUCCUUUCACAUCCUGCCACCUUCCACGCGUCAGUUUGAAAGGCGUUUCCAGUUCAUUUCAGCUUCAAAUGCUCCACCGCUGGUUAGGAGUCAUUUUUAUUUACAGCCAUUAGGGGGAGCCAGACUCCACUGUUUCUUUAUUCAAAUUCCUUCUCUCACUCUCCUCUCAUCUGUAUCUCCUGUCUCACCCACUUCCACCUUUUUCUCUCCCUUGUGUGUCGACCAUUAGAGAAUACUCCACUGUUAUUCUGGAGUCUGGCUGACGUGUUGGUAUUAACGAGGUCUGGUGAGUCAGGAGUGGUUAGACGGAGCCAGAGGAUGCCUUAUUGAUUCACCUGUUCGCCCCAGACCAGGAGAAGACUGUACGACAGUACCAGAGGAGCACUCUUUAUACACCUGGUAUCUUAUUUAGACAAGAAGAGUGAAGCGGGUGGGAGGGUUAGUUUCACUCUCUUUGUUUCUGUUCCUAGACCAGAGGAUUAUUCAGCUGGGGCCUUUUUUUAAUUACUUUCUUCAUCUGAGGACAGCAAGCCUAUGAAUGUAUUUGUUCUGCAUGAGAGAGCUAUACCUUUGUACACUCUGAGCUCCUCUCAGGCCCAGCUUUGCCCUUAAGUGAUUAAGUGGUGGAAAAUGUUUCACGGUUGUGGAAAAUGAUUCAUUUCUCCACGUGAAAAGACAGAAGAUCGUGCCUGCGUUUCAGAUCAAGCUUUUAAAUGACGGGAGCGGGGGGGGGGGGGGGCCGUCGUGUAGAUCAGCGUCCGUCAGAGCCCAGAGACGACACGCUCCCUGGCCGUCACACUGCAGCCUCCUGUCUCCUCUUCAAUUACACAGACAUCCUAUGGUGCAAAUGUCCACAUUCCCAACAUGUUUGAGGAAUGGCUCUCAAUCUGAUUUGGAGCAAGAGUCACUUGUUUGAACACAAUAGAGACAAACAAGAAACUGCAAAGCAUUGAAACUAUGAGACAGAGUCACAUGCACCGUAACAGGUGAAGCCCCUUACCUCAGAAUCUGGAAUCAGCUGUAUUUCUCCCCACUGACUGCAAACAUGUUUCACCUAUGCAUGUUUCACAUUUGACAAAAUGUAACACAGUAUUGCUUAUUACCCGUUUUUGUCUUUCUGUUUUUGGAGAGGGAUUUAAAAGGUUGGUAGGCUGUUUCAGGCCUAUUAGGGCUUUCAUUUGCCAUAAAACAGGGACUAUGUUUACAUGGAUAAAAAAAAACCCGGCUAUUGAUCUCAUGUGGGUUAAAUGAUAAUUCCACUUGAUUACAACUUGGGUCUCAUUUUUGUAGUUUUGCACAUCAGUUAUAAUAAGAUUGCUCUCAUUAAAGUAAUAGCUGAGAUGUGGGAACUUGGCAGCGUUGCUACCACAAAGUGUGAUGGGUCAAGAAACACAAGCAGGUAGAUGAUCAGUGUGUUUCCAAUCCAACUAUUAAUCCAGAUUAUCUAACCCUCUUCAUUUCAAAAGUUAAAGGUUGUUGUUGUUUUUUUUUUCGUUUUCUCUUCUGUAAACUCUUGUCUAACCUGAGGGUUUGGUUAAAACAUGUGAUCAUCUAAUCUCUUGUUUCUUGUCUUGUCCUCUUCUCAGUGAUGUCACCAUGUUUCCAGACCUCAGUGAUGAUCUUGGAAGAGUGUCAUGUUUAUCCUUACUGAUACAAAUGAUGGAAACUAUGGAAACGAGACCCAAAAAAUGAAAUUGGAAAAGUAUUACAUUAAAGCUGCUAAUUUCAAAUAUGAUGACUUUAAUGAUGUGUUGAGUCCCUGAGGAGUAUCUGCUUCUACAACAGUCUCAAAAAACUCUGUCCUUCCCUCCCGGUUACAACAACGUCAUUUUUGUGUAAAAGAAUUUACAAAAAAUGGAAAAAUGAGUGCCAACAGAGACAGACGGAUAACUUAGUGGAAUGGAGACAGUGCCACGCGAUGUGUCAAUAAGAUCUGGUUCUAACUAUGUCAUUCUAACUACUGUAUAUCAGGAUUCUAGGAACUCUUCUCAUAUUAACAGUUGAUGCAGCAAAACUGAGCUCGGCAGCAUCUGGAUCUGUGUCUUUUUGUUUCUGUACAAACAAGCAGAGUGAUUUAGAGAGGUCUUUCUCCGUCUGUGCAGCCAGUUUGUCCAAACUGUACCGAGAGACAAGCCCAAUAAACACACAGAGAAACGCAUAGCAGUGACCCAUUUUCACCUCCACAUUCUUUAUUUUUCCUGCAGGCAUAAUUAGGCUAUCAAAAUGAAUUUGAGAUGAUGUAUUGUGGUUUUUCUUCUUAGUCUGCCUUUAAACUGUUGAUUGAUUUAAGUCCCCUGUGACUGAGGCUCCUCACAAAGCAAAUAACACUGUUUCAGGUCAAAGAUUGAAUGGUUUUAAUGGGAACAUACUGAUAAUACAAGAGGAGGAAAUGAUGAUCCCAGUCCUUCUAAUGCAGCACUCUGGUUUAUUUUAGUGUCUGUUUAGACAUCUUUACAGGUUUCUCAUAAUCAGAAAAAGAUCUUGAUGAUCUAACCCUGAUUUGACAUUUACAUAUUUCUAUAGCAAAACCUGGUAACUAUAGUGACCAGACUAACAAAAGGUUGCUGUGUGCAUGUAAACAUAGUGUGUGUGGCUGUUUGUGCUGCAUGGUCGACCAUGGGAAUGAAAUGAUGCUGUGUGAUGGAGACAGAAAACACCUCUCAGUAAAUGUGCUCUGAAAGUCUACAGUGUGGGAGGCAAAAAAAGGGGAAAAAAAUAAUUGUUUUAUUGUAUUUAUUAUUUGAGUCAUCCAGUGAGUGUAAGAGAUGGCAUCGUAUGACGUCCCACCCCCCUCUUCUUACAUAAAGAGGUUGUAUUUGCCCCACCACCACCCCUUCUUUCCUUCUUUGAGCAGCACUUUAAAGGGGAACACCGCUGUAGUUUAAAAUGUAUAUAUGCUAAUAUAAGACAGUCCAUAGAGAAUUAGUGAUAAUGAGGGAUGUUGUCUGCAAAGCAAGUCUGUUAUCUCUGUUAUCAUCCACUGUGCAGACGCAGAUUCACAAAACAUUAUUAUCCCGUUCAGUACAACCACAGAAGUAUGUCAACUAAACAAAAAAGCAAUGUAUAAACAUAUAAUUAAGCACUUAGAUAAAGUUUAAUCAUCAGAUAAAGCAGCUUUAUCCGCUCCCCUGACAAUGGGAGAUGGAAACUCUGGAGUCACUAAGUUUAUGUACAAUUCAGUAUUCAAAUGAUGUUCUCUGCACUGCUUCUGCAUCUCACACAGAGCUAAUGUUGCUGGUUAGACGUUGCGUUAACAUACAUUUAGCAAUAGAAAUAGAACAGGCCACAACACAUCAUAGAAAUAGGGAGUUGAGACUUGAAAUUCAGCGGUAUUCCCCUUUAAUUUGAAGCUUAGUUUUUGCACUGGUCUGUAUUUACUUAUUUUCUCAAACUUGAACAACUCUGAGCUCAGAAUUGUCCAUUCCAUUGGACUCCCUUGUGAAGGGGGUAAGUGGCCUUAGGUUGCAAAGGGCAGUUUUUAUUUUCUAAAUCCAUUUUCGUAUUAAUGUGCUUUGGUGACAAAAAAAAAAAAAAAAAAAAAAGUGUUGAUAAGUAUGUAAAACAUAGAGUAACGUGCAAUUAAUUUAUACAUUAUUAAUGCUUUUUUCUUGAUAUGCUAUUUUCAUGGAUAAGUAAAUAAAAAGUCA